UCGUCACCACCACAUUUCCAGUUGAAUGCCAAAGAGAAAAGGGGGCACAUGGAGAGUGUCCAAAGAGAAUUGGAAUCGAGGUAGCUGCGAUAGGCUAAGGCACUGGGUCUGCAGUUGAAGGCCGGCCAAACACCCUCUUUUCCCCUGUUCAUCUCCAUCCUCCUCACUUCUCAGGGAAGAGGAACACACCCAAGGACGACGAGCGCGGGCCGGAGAAGCACAAUGGCGCCGCUCACCGGAGCCGCCAUCGCCUCCUACAGCAUCCUGCUCCUCAUGCUCGUCCCCUGGGCCCAGGGCCAGGGGCAACCACCCGAGGCGUCGGAGGAGGCUUGGGCCGAGGGGCAACCACCCGAGGCGUCGGAGGAGGCUCUUACGAUGCUCUUGUCGGAGAGCGGGUGCGGCGCCUUCGCCGGCCUCGUCACCGCCACGGCCGGCGUGGGCGAGGCGUUCCGCGAGCAGAGCGGCAGCGACCUGGGGCUCACGAUCUUCUGCCCGGACGACGAGGCGGUGGCGGCGUUCAUCCCGAGGUUCAACGGCCUCACCGCCGACGGCCAGGUCGUGCUUGUUCUGUACCACGGACUGACGAUGGCCUACUCCGUGGAGAUGCUCAGGAGCGACGGGCGGGUGUUCACGCUUGAUGGGGGGCAGAUGGUCCCCAUCCGUGAGCACAGAGGCACGCUGACACUUUUUUCGUGGCCGCCGCCGUCACGGAACGAGGCCAUCUCGUUGUCUACCUCAUCGACGCCGUGCUGAUUCCGACGGUGCCGGAGCCUGGCUUGUCGCUCUGGGACUUUUUGGGGCCUUUCCUACUUCUUGUCGCUGGGCCCCUGGCCUUGUGAGUUUUCUUUCCUUGUGCUUAAUUCCGCUACGAUCAAAUGGAUACGCAGCUCGUACGCCUGCCUGUCCAUAGCAUCAGUUCAUGCGAUUUAUUGGUGUGCGAGAGGAUUUUAGUUAGAGCUGCAAGACGUACUUAGGCUCGCCUACGUCUAUGUAUAAAUCCUAUAGUGCAUUUAGUGGACGAUAAUUUAGAUUUGGGCUUUCUGUACAUACGUCAAUCUAAUGAACAUUAGUUUUUAGUUAACCCAACUGUUAAUUCAUUUAGUUAACUCGACUAUUAUGCUUGUACUAGUAAGUGUGCACGUGCAAUGCACGUAUUAUCGUGUGAUACAAAAAAUAUUACUUGGUCUAAAAACUGAGUGAACAUAUUUGUCAUCAAUCAUGAGUAAACCGACAAUUUUUGAGGGAAAUUUUCAAA
This is a messenger RNA of Triticum aestivum (bread wheat), 1255 nucleotides long. Its product is annotated as fasciclin-like arabinogalactan protein 2. The transcript has a single exon. Bases 223 to 753 code for a protein of 176 amino acids. Gene Ontology annotation, biological process: plant-type secondary cell wall biogenesis. Gene Ontology annotation, cellular component: plasma membrane. Lineage: Eukaryota; Viridiplantae; Streptophyta; Magnoliopsida; Poales; Poaceae. The record is from RefSeq and is a predicted model, not a curated record.